This is a messenger RNA of Heterobilharzia americana, 2327 nucleotides long. Lineage: Eukaryota; Metazoa; Platyhelminthes; Trematoda; Strigeidida; Schistosomatidae. The record is from the annotation of a GenBank genome assembly.
CUACUUUAUCUACUUUAGUAAGUAAUAAUUUUCUCUUCUCGUUGUAGAUUUAUGUAAAUGUACUUCAUAAGUUCUCAAAUGAUUAGAUAUUAUAUCUCUUAUGAGAAUUUACUUCUUUUAUAUCAUCAUUAUUUUAUUUAAUCUGCUUGUAGUGAGGUAGAUGAAAUGCGCACUUAUACCUCAUAAUUUAGGCUGUUUAAAGGAAUAAGGAACGAAGAUGAAUGGGAAUAAAGUGAAUAACGAUGCUCAGAUAGUAGAGAACCAUUUUUAGGAAACAGUUUUAACACUUUAUUGAAUUAUUUAUCUUACUUCGUUUGCACCAUAAAUAGGUAGGAUGUGUAGACAGUUGGAAUAACAAGCACCCAGUGAACUUCUUCACUUAUCAAUAAGUAUGAAAGCCCUUUCCAAUUUAUCAAUCCUUAUUCUUUUAUCUUCUAACUCUAGAAGAGAUAGUGUUGAAAUAAUUCAUAGCCUUGAGAGCUACCUACAUAGACAUCCAGUAGCAAUGAUUUAUGAUUCAUCUGCAUUUUGAUCAACAGUCAACUAUGUACACUGGAAACUAACUUUUCGUUUUAAUGACUAAAGUCGAUAUGAUGCAUUUGUUGCAUCACCAUACUUUUUCUAUACCUUCUUCACAUUUAUUAGUGUACAGUAGUGAUGAUAUAAACAAGGGAAAUAGAUUAAUAGAGAGGUUUAAUUGGUUUCACUUUGCAAACUGCAUUACAUCUUUAGAUAUGUAAGCGUACAACAAGAAGACUCUGGCAGUGUAUAAUUCCAUGUGAAUUUGUUUAUUAGGUAUUUUACACAGUGAAACGGUAUUAUCAACUGGAUGACGUUUCAGACAGAGUUUAUUGUUCAAAUUCGUAUGUUAGGUCAAGAUAUUCUAAUACUUGCAAAUGAGGAUAGUGAAGAUGUUGUGAAUACUUAUGAAGUCUAUCUGGAUGAGGUCAUUUGCCUGCUUCUGAAAUGCGCAUUUACACUUAUAAUACCAGCGAAGGGGCAACGAGAAGGCAUCACAUACCACAUCAAUAGCACAUACGCACAUUAUAUUGAGUACCACGGGCAGUGUAAUGAAAAAAACUCUACGCUCCGUUUACGUUGGAGUGAGACAGGUAAAGAUAGCCUAUGGAUAUUAGGAUUUACUCUUGUUGUACGCGACUUGGAAUACACACUGAAAGCUAUCUCGUUAAAGUACAAACUCAGUCAUGAUUACUGCUUGAAACAGUAAUCGACUUGAGAUCAGAAAGCCAUCAUUCAAUCAGAAGUGUACUUAUAUCAGAGAAGGACUUGAUAUACAUUGGUUGGUCACUGGAGAGUAACCAACCUAAUGUUGUCUAUUUCUAUGGGCUGACCCAAUCCCACCGAUCAUUUUGCAAUGCGACCACGAGACUAGGUAGCUCAACAUCGUGAUGCCGUUUGAUAGCUGUCAGCACAUAUGACUACACGACAUGAAUUUGAUUACUCUCCAGUGACCAAUCGGUGUAUCUGAUCGAGUCCUACAGAACAUCAGUCGCGACCCAAAUACCUCAGUGAUGACGUGGCUGACUACAACACUGGAUGACGCGGGUUCGAUUCUCUGGUGGGAGAUCAGUUCCAUCGAGGUUGUAGAUACGCCUUACUCAUGAGUACCAACAAGCACGAAACCUAGGUCCAAGGCUUCCUAUCGAUUGCCUCCAUUCAACUAACAUCUAUUAAAGUACAUCGCGAUGCUGAGCUACUUCCACUAACGAAGUAAAUUUAGUAUAGUAAUUUGGUUUAUAUUGUUAGAAAGUUCAUAAAAAAUUAAUGUUCUUGGUGUUUAUCACUUUUGAUAAAAAGGUUUUCUGUUAAUAUUCCAAACCAACAAAAAUUAAAAAUGUCUAUUCAAAUUCUGGUGUUACUGUUCUACUUUGAGAUGUUAACAGUUCAAAGUAAUAUUUCUAAUUAGACAUUAAAUAAAUAAAACGCUUAUCAUCUGUGUUGAUCAGAUGAGUCAAAAGUGAUGGUGGAUUGGAUUUUUGCAUUCGUUUUUCCCUUUAAGUGAAAUCUGAUUUAGGAUUGGUUAUUGCAUGCAAGUUGGAAUUCUCCAGCAGGUACUCUGUACUCCCUAACAUGGAAUAACAUUAAAAGUUCCGGAAUAUAUUAUUCAGUAACAUUUGUGGGCAGGAACCAGAUGUCAGUAGGUACUAAACGGUUUCAGUAAUCUUGAUUUUUCGUUUGACUUGCCAAAAGUUUUCAUUAAUUCUCCUGAGUUAGAUUCAGUGGAUCUAAAAAACUCUACGCUACCGGUGAAAUUGGUUCGGUUACACAUCACCAAGGGACUUAGUUGCAAAUAAGCUUAAACAAAG